UACGGUAAAGCUGGCGCGACAGUGAAGGUUUGGGAGUUGCAGAUCCCAGGUUCGAAUCCAAGCGAGGCCCGCUGGUGUUCCCGGAGGUACAAGGCUGCUGGGGCGAAGCCCCGUUGGCUCGAAUUUAAUUGCAGGUGGCUCCGAGGUUUAGUAGGACCCGCUGUCACAAAGUGGCAUGUGAGACUGAGGUUCCUGGGUAAUAAAAAAACA
Messenger RNA from Linum tenue, 210 nucleotides. The record is from the annotation of a GenBank genome assembly. NCBI's taxonomy places the organism in Eukaryota, Viridiplantae, Streptophyta, Magnoliopsida, Malpighiales, Linaceae.